AUGCCUGCAAGUGGAUCAUCCUCCUUCUCUCCUGAUUCUCAAGACACUCGCCCCCGUAACCAGCGUGUCUCGUUAGCUUGUGAAUCCUAUCGGUCUCGGAAAAUCAAAUGCGAUGGCUCGAACCCCUGUUCUCGCUGUCGGCGUGUUGGGCAGGAAUGCGUUUUUCAAGGUCGGAAGAAGCGAAGGCCACGCAAACCCGAAUCGCUUCCUUCUCGCUCCCACACAACUUUGGCUCCUCCAGAUAAUCAACGUGUCUCUCCUGUCACCACUCAAGCACUGAAUGAUCCUGUAUACUUCAAAAAGCAAUUGGAACUGCGUGCAGGCUUUGGGGUCUCUAAUGCAGCCACCGGUUGUUUUCAAUUCUAUGGCCCUUCCUCACACUUCUCUUUCAUCCAAAGGAUAUAUCAGCGUAUCAAAAGACAAACCCUCAAUCGUCAGGACCAAACUUCGGCUACGGAUGUCGAUAAUUGGGGCCUGGAACGUUUUAUGUUCUCUGUUGACUCGGGUGAAGGAGUUGGACAAGGUCCAACACAAGCGUAUGUUUCUAAUGAGAUGGGUAUCAAGUUUAUUGAUGCCUUCUUUGAGAUUGUCCAUCCUCAAAUGCCAGUCUUUAGUUAUGAAGAGACUAUAGCUUCCUGGAAUUCUCUGUGGAAUCCACCUCGGGGUCGUGAGCCAAAGAAAGGUCAAGAGAUACUUUAUAUGAUGCUAGCACUUGGAGCCCAUUUGUCCCAUUCAGAAGGACGGCAAGAUUUGGAGUCAUCGGAAGGGUGGUCGGAGUACUUCUAUAGGUUGGCUAGCAGGGAUGCAAGUGAUUUGACGGACACGAGCUUGCGAUCUACUCAUUUUAUGCUCUUGAAGUCGUUCUAUGCCUUCCAAGUCAUGAAAUCCCAUGAAGCCUACAUAUACCUUGGACAUGCUGCUCGGAAUGCUCUCGCUCUUGGAAUUCACAGAGCGCAGGUUGUCGAAGGAGAUAACCUCACCAUCCAUCGACUAAGGAUAACAUUUUGGACCAUAUACAUGUUCGAACGAUCGUGUUCCCUUUUCAGCGGGCGCCCAUCAUCCUUUCGUGAUGAGUUGAUCGAUGCCCCAUACCCGAAUGACCUUCCCUUCGCCCUCGUGUCCGAGGGGCCCUCUGCACCUCAGUACCUUCACCCCACCUGCAAGUGUGCCUGGAUACGCUCCAUGGCGCAACUUGGUAAGAUCUCUGAUCGACUGUCUGUCGAAAUUUACUCCUCCAACGCCAUGACCAACCCCAAGGAUAUCCUUCAGGUUCGGCAAGCCACAAUUGCUUGUGACCUCCAACUUCAAUCGAUCACCCACGCUUUACCUUCCUACUUACACUUCUUUGACCAGAAUGCCCCCCUCGGGGAUGGUUGGCAGGAGGUUCAAAGAAUCAUGAUCGGAGCGCACUACUAUACUACACGCAUGCUUUUACAUCGACCCGCCCUUGUAUUCGCGACUCUCUUCGACUCGGGGUCUGACGCGGAGAAAUGCUCCUCUGGAACUAUGCACAUCAAUGAUUCCAUCGAGAUCUCGGUAGAAUCAGCCAAGAACCUCAUCAAUCUUGUAUACGAUGUCUUCUUCCAGCGGUAUCCUAAUGUAAAAUUCGAUGGAACCCCCGCGACAUUUUUAGUAUCCGCUUGCAUUACCUUACUCUAUUAUGUUCUUGAACACAAGUUCGACGCAGACUACGUUCGCAAUACUUUCUCGAUUGUGGAGAAAGGCAUUAGAUGUCUCGAUCAACUACAGCAUAUUGGCCCCACUAGCGGAAAGGCUAUUAGUCUUGAUAUAAUGAAAGUGGCGAAAGAUGCCUUCCUCUCCAUCAACAAUAAUUCUCAAGAGGAAGUCGAUCCCGAUUUCCUACGGCUUCAACUGCCAGAUUUACCUCCUUUGGAGAAUUCGCAUUUAUCUCACCUGGACUCCAUUCUCAUUGCACCAGAUGUCAACUAUAUGUCUCAUUGGCUUGAAGCCGGGUUUCAACCAGGGGAAAUACCUGAUUGUCUGUUCUAG
Aspergillus tubingensis is the source of this 2010-nucleotide messenger RNA. RefSeq names its product zinc finger protein. Lineage: Eukaryota; Fungi; Ascomycota; Eurotiomycetes; Eurotiales; Aspergillaceae. The record is from RefSeq and is a predicted model, not a curated record. Gene Ontology annotation, molecular function: DNA binding; zinc ion binding; DNA-binding transcription factor activity, RNA polymerase II-specific. Gene Ontology annotation, biological process: regulation of DNA-templated transcription; DNA-templated transcription. The coding region runs from base 1 to 2010 and encodes 669 amino acids. The transcript is spliced from 4 exons.